Erpetoichthys calabaricus (reedfish) is the source of this 5040-nucleotide messenger RNA. Its product is annotated as dermatan-sulfate epimerase-like protein. Gene Ontology annotation, molecular function: chondroitin-glucuronate 5-epimerase activity. Lineage: Eukaryota; Metazoa; Chordata; Cladistia; Polypteriformes; Polypteridae. The transcript has a single exon. The record is from RefSeq and is a predicted model, not a curated record. Bases 832 to 4449 code for a protein of 1205 amino acids.
ACAGAGAUGUAGAGGGGCGCUGUCAAGAAGGGAAGAAGGCGCGGUGUGUCUCAUUCUCCUUAUAAACGCCGCGCCGGUACUCUUGCACUGUCGGAUCUGGAGCUCCCGUAACCCGAAGAAGUGAGGGGAACCGCAGAUCGGAGUCCGACUUCUCUUGAUUUGUGUUUUGGCACUUCUCAUCUUUCCCAUUUUCUCGUGAACUUCACGGAGACGCACAACAUACGCUCGCCAAUUGGGAAUCUACAGCAGCCGUCUGUUUACAACAAAGUACUGGAGAGAUCGGGCUUCAACGAACUCUAGAAGCACUCUUUCAACCAGUCUGAUUUUCUUUUUCUAUAUAAAAAAAGACCUCGUAUACUGUAAGUUAAGCUUUUUAUUUAUGUAAUUCAUCUAACGGUUUUUGCACUGUAGACUUUUUGACGGAGUCAACGACUGCACUCUUUUUUUUUUUCUUUUUCUUCUCAUACUUAAGUCCAGACUCCGAGACAUCGAGAUGCUGCUUUUACUAUAUACAUUAUCCCCACCGGAAUGUUUUUAAUGCGACCACCCGCUUCUUUUCAGGAGCUACGCCGCCGAUCGCAUGACCUCUCGUAGUUUGGAGCGCCCCGCGAGUGUCUGCUGCGCGAUCGUCCCUGUCAGCCCCUGCGCAGCGGACACUAACAAGUUUAUUUACUAUGACAGGGCACUGCUGUGCUCCCCAUCUGUAAGCACCUCGGACUGGGAGGUUGCUAAGUGACAUAUCCCGUACUUGGCGACCGCAAAAGAGAAGAAGUGAGGCGGCGACGGCGACGGCGGUAGCUGCAGCAGCAGCAGCAUCUGCUUUUCCGAAUCAUGGCUCUGGGCUUUGCGGGGCACUCGGCUCUGCUCUUCUCUGCUGUGAUGGUGGGAGCCGCGUUCUCCGGAUCCUUCAACUCUUCUUACGGGGAUGAGAUGACGCUGCGCUCCUCACAUGGCGGCGGCGGCAGCGGCGGCUCAGCCACGGACUUGCACCCACAUUUGUAUUUCGGCUGGUCGGAGGUGGCAGGCUUGCGUCAGAAAGCGAGCGCCUCUCACGCGCAGCUCUUCAAAGUUAUCCGCGGCGCGGUGAUGACCAUGCUGUCCAACUCACCUUUCUACCUGCCGCCGGUUAAAUAUGAAGACUUCGCCUCCAAGUGGAAUGAGAUCUACGGCAAUAACCUGCCAGUCUUGGCUUUCUACUGCGUGCUGUGCCCCGAGGACACAGCUGCUUUGGACUUGGCUGUGAAAUACAUGGACAGGAUGGAAGCCUACCCGGACUGGAUGGUGGCAAGCGCCCCCACUGACGAAGUGCCCAUGGCUCAUUCUUUAACAGGCUUUGCCACCGCUUUGGACUUUCUGUACCCUUCCCUGGAUGCCAGUCGGAGAGAAAGGUACCUGAAGAAAGUCAGGGAGGUCUCCCUGGAGUUGUUUAAGGUGUCCAAAUACAGAGGCUGGGGCAAGCAGUUUUUACACAAUCACCAGACCACUAAUGUGGUAGCCCUCCUGAUUGGUGCCUUAGUGGCCGGAAUGCACAAUGACCCGGAGACGAUGACUUGGAAGCAAGUUGCUGUCAAUUACAUGGAGAAAACCAUGUUCCUGCUCAACCACAUCGUGGAUGGGACUUUGGAUGAAGGGGUGGCUUACGGCAGCUACACCUCCAAAUCCAUCACACAGUAUGUCUUUCUUGCACUGCGUCACUUUAAUAUCGACAAUACUCAAAACCACUGGCUCAAAAGACACUUUUAUUUUUAUUAUGCAACUGUGCUGCCUGGAUUUCAAAGGACUGUUGGCAUCGCUGACUCCAAUUACAAUUGGUUCUAUGGCCCGGAGAGCCAGUUGGUGUUUCUGGACACUUUUGUUCUGAAGAAUGGCACUGGCAACUGGCUGGCACAGCAGAUUAGAAAACAUAGACCAAAGGACGGCCCCAUGGGGCAAUCCACAUCCCAAAAGUGGACGACACUCCACACUGAGUAUAUUUGGUACAAUGCCCAGCUGAGUCCCCAAGCACCAGAGGGCUAUGGGGUGCAGAAAAUGCAUAUUUUUUCCAACUGGGGAGUUAUAACUUACGGCGCUGGAAUGCCAGAUAAUCAAGGAAACACCUUUGUGUCUUUUAAGUCUGGCAAGCUGGGCGGCCGUGCCGCCUACGAUAUUGUUCACGUCAAGCCAUACUCGUGGAUCGAUGACUGGAAUGACUUUAAUGCAGGGCAUGAGCACCCAGACCAGAACUCUUUUACUUUCGCCCCAAACGGACAGGUUUUUGUGUCAGAAGCUCUGUACGGACCAAAAUAUAGCUAUUUAAAUAACGUUUUAGUGUUUGCACCCUCGCCUACAAGUCAUUGCAACGAGCCGUGGGAGGGACAGCUCGGCGAGUGCGAAAAGUGGUUACGAUGGACCGACGAACAGGUAGGGGACACAGCCGGCGAGGUAAUCACCGCCUCGUCCCACAAAGAUAUGAUGUUUAUUGGCGGGGAAGCCAUGAGUGCGUACUCCUCUGCAAUGAAGCUAAAGAGCGUCUACCGCACCUUGCUGCUUUUGAAUUCCCAAACGUUAUUGGUGGUGGAUCACAUCGAGAAACGGGAAGACUCCCCGGUGAACUUGGUCAGUGCCUUUUUUCAUAAUAUGGACAUUGAUUUUAAAUAUGUUCCGUUCACUUUCCGGGACCACUACAAUGGUGCCCUUAUGGACGUCUGGGACGCCCACUAUAAAAUGUUUUGGUUUGACAAUAGUGACAACAGCCCUGUCACUCGGAUCCAGGAGGCCGAGCAAGCAGCAGAAUAUAAGAAACGAUGGACGCAGUUUGUCAAUGUGACAUUUGCGAUGGAAAACUCAGUUACGAGAAUCGUUUACAUUUUCCAAGGGCCUUACAUUAAGUUAUCAGACUGUAGAUUUAUCGAUGACAGUAAACACGGCUUUAGGUUACUGGUAAAUGUUAAUAACAGUGAAAAAAUUGUGUCAGUUGUGACAAACUACCAGGACCCGGUGGCACGGUUUAGCUACCUUGGAUUUGGUGGGUACGCCAAAGUGGAAGACAAUCUUCAGGUAACGAGAUUCGGCAUAGGGACUGAAGUCAUCCCCCCCAAACAGGUGGUGCACAUGACCAUUUUUCACUUUGGAUUCACUGUGAAUCUAGUGGCCGGAAUGACUUUGUGUGUGGCCAUCGGAUUUUUGACCUUGCAAUGGAAGUUUUAUGCUUGCUUUAGUAAAUUUAUGCGCUUUGCUCUGAUCACAGUCAUCAUCCUGUGGAUUUUCGAACUCACUUUAGUUUCCAACACCUGUAGUCAGCCUCUUUGCGGGAUGAAGUGGAAACGCACAGAGACGGAUGGUGACACUCCAACACAAAGUAGGCAGUCUGACCAGCGGGCUUUAAUUUUGCCGACCGUCGUCAUUGUGGCACUCCCCGGGUCGGGAGCAGAAAUUCUGAAACACCUCUUUUUCAAUACUUCCAAUUUUCUUUAUAUGAGAGUCCCCACCGAGCAUCUAGACAUCCCCGAAACUGAGUUUGACCUGGACUCGUUUGUGGAUGCGUGCGAGUGGUCAGCCGCUGACGUUCACCAAGGGUAUUUCAAAAUUUUGCAAGGUUGGUUUCACUCGCUGGUCCAGACUACAAAAAUGCACUUACAGAAUAUCCAGCUGCAUGAAGAAAGCCGAAUACGGAUCUAUCAGAGAUUUAAUCUGAUCAAAGAUAAGAGAAGAAUACGUCGGAAGGAGCCACUGACCGAGCCAAAAAGCAGGAUGAAAGCAAACUUGGACAGGGAGGCAGAAUAUAUAAGGGAGCUGAGGAGACAUAUAGCGUCUUAUCCCAAUGCCCGUGUGGCUUUGAGCUUGAGCAGUGGCAGCUGGACUUUAAAACUCCCUUUCAUUCAAGACGUGAUCGGACCCUCUUUGAGAGCUUUAUACAUUGUAAGAGACCCUCGAGCCUGGAUAUACGUGAUGCUUUACAACAGCAAUCCCAGUUUGUACUCCUUGCAAAACAUUUCUCAGCACCUGUCUAUGAUGUUUAAGAAUGAAAGUGACCAGGGAAACUGUUAUCCAAAUUUAAGGUACGCCUUUGAGUACGAGUCCCUACGGCGGGCGCAGUCCAGUCCAGAACCAAGUGAUGUGCUCCUGCUGGCUCACUUGUGGCUCGCAAACACUGCUGCGGCGCUCCGAAUCAAUAGAGACUUGUUGUCAUUGAAUUAUUUGUUGGUGCGUUUCGAGGACAUUGUUAAUUUCCCCCAGGAAACUGCAGAGGGGAUCCACACGUUUUUAGGAAUCCCCUUAUCACCUGCUAUGUUAAAUCAGAUUCUUCUUGCCACCUCCACAAGUCUUUAUCAUCUUCUUUAUGAAGGGGACAUUUCUCCAGCGAGCAUAAACCUCUGGGAAAAAAACAUGUCCAAGAAGGACAUUCAGCUCAUUGAAGGAGUGUGUGGGGCUGUCAUGGACCAGCUGGGCUAUCCAAGGCUCACCAGUUAAAUGCUGCAGGUCGGCACUCUAUUGCACUAACCAAACUACAAAUAUAAUUAUAUAUAUAUAUAUUUUAUUGUACUGUCACAGUUAAAAAUGAGAAGACUUUUAAAAAUGAGUUUGUAUUGUGGGAAAAGUGUGCUGGGUGUGGAAAGUGGUGGGUCCAGUGAUUGUUUUACAUUUAGGGCAAGGAACAAAAAAAAAAAAAAUAAGACAGUUUUAUUUUAAGGGGAUUAAUAAAUUUUCAUAUGAGUUACUGGGAUUUAAUCAAAGGUUUGUUUCAAACAGUUGAAGGAGCAAAUGUUUACAUUUAUUAAGAGCAGCCCGAUCCUGAUUUGCCAAGUGGCUGCAACUGAAAUGUGAGUUUUGUUAAUCGUAUGAGUCACUGCAAAGUGCAUUUGGUACACAAAAAAAAAAAAGGUGGCAUUAUUUUUGUAAUUAUUAUUAUUUUCUUAUUUAGUUGUAAGGAUGUCAAUUUUAUAAGUUGACAUAUAUUGGGAAAUUAAGUCUGGUAGCAAAGCACAUGACCUGUUUUCAUAUGUAACAGAGGUGGGAUUUUUAAAUAAAACAAAUUAAAAACAACUAAAAUGGUUACUUUCU